AUGUGGUUCAGCACCCUACUUGCCGCGCAGCAGCUCUUAACUCUUAUCGUAGAGAUCCACAAAGGCGAAAGUCUUGAGCUGGCUCACGUGCAGCGCACUGACAUGGGUGCAUAUUACUGCAUUGCCAGCAACGGGGUACCGCCCACCGUCAGCCGCCGGUAUCACGUGCAAGUACAUUUUAUACCACAAGUCAAAGCUGCGCUACAAUUAGUGGGGGCUCCGCUUCGCAGUGACGUAGAACUGCAGUGUUAUAUUGAAGCCUCUCCGAAAGCUAUGAACUCCUGGUAUCGGGAAGAUGCGUUGGUGAGCGAUAAACUGCUAGAGAAUCCAAAGUUCCGUAUAGUGGAGCGCUCGGUGAACGAGUAUUCUUUAUGGAUGAACCUGACUAUAAAAUCGCUGGCUUUCGGCGAUUUUGGCACUUACGUGUGCGCCUCAGUCAACGCGCUCGGAAAGAUGGAGAGUCAAGUUAGCUUACACAAAAUCGACGUGAAUCUUAACGGCCCAGGGGAUGUACCCUUGGUAUCUGGGGCAGCGUGGCAGCGCGCGAGAAAUUUACCAGCCCGAGCACGUGCGUCCCCAUCACAUUACAUCACACAGCACCUCGCCCAAAUACACGCCAUAUUACUGACAACUUUAAGAUAUAUGUAUAAUGACUUUACUUAG
Messenger RNA from Pieris macdunnoughi, 663 nucleotides. The record is from the annotation of a GenBank genome assembly. Lineage: Eukaryota; Metazoa; Arthropoda; Insecta; Lepidoptera; Pieridae.